Molecule: messenger RNA, 3600 nt
Organism: Oldenlandia corymbosa var. corymbosa
Lineage: Eukaryota; Viridiplantae; Streptophyta; Magnoliopsida; Gentianales; Rubiaceae
Source: the annotation of a GenBank genome assembly
AAUAAAUUAAAGCGCGUAAGCACGCUUUACAAAAGAAAACCGCGGUCACACUGAAGUCCUACCUCAGUCAGUCAUCAUACAUUUAUUCUUUCUCAACAAACACACACACACACAGCAUAAACACACAGUGCUCUUCUUACUACUACUACCACAUCAAGAUCCAAUUUUUUUCCUUUCUGAGAAACAACCCAUUUUGAGUUGCAUUUAGAUUAAUGUAGCAGAUUAGGAAAAAAGCAAUCUUGCCGUGAUUUUUCUUCAUUUUUUGAUUAGAAUUUCAUUUUACCCCCCGCCCCAAACAUUAUCCUAUUGAAGGCGUUUUUUUUUUCCUUCUUGGAUUUUCUUGCUUCAUUCGUUAAGCUGUUUCCGAUAUACAGAGAUUUGAGGGAUUUGAAAAACGAGAAUGGGGGUAAUGAAGUUGGUUUUGUUAGUGCUUUUAUCAGUGUUAUGCACCACAAGUGCAGAAGAUGCUUACCGGUUUUUUACUUGGAAUGUUAGUUAUGGUGACAUCUAUCCUCUUGGCGUAAAACAGCAGGUGCUUCUUCUUCUUUUUUUUUCAAUUGUUUUCUUUUUUUUUUUUUGUUCCCGUUUAUUUCGUUUUUGAUGUUAUUUCUUGAACCCCAUUAUCAAUAUUGAAGAGCUUUUCGUUUUUCUCUUUUGAUGUAUCCUAGUUUUGCGUUUUCAUGUGCAGGGGAUAUUGAUAAAUGGGCAGUUUCCGGGGCCAAGAAUUGAGUCAGUGACUAAUGAGAACCUGAUUAUCAGUGUUUUCAACAGCUUGGAUGAACCUUUUCUGUUGUCUUGGUUAGUGAUAUGAUCCCCUUCUUGUGCUUGAAUCUAGUUCUUUUUCCCAGAUUGUUUCUUUCAUUAGUUAUUAAGUUUGCAACAGCACAGAUUGAAUUUGAAAUGUAGUGAAUCUGGAUAGUUCAAUACUGUCGGUGCAAGUUCAAUGCAUGGAUGUACAGAACUGUACAUUUUUCCCCUGUUUAUUGGCUGUGGUUUUUAGUUCACAAAUCAGCUUUAUGAUUGGAAAGUGAAUAAAGAGGGAUGAAAUUUCUUUAUCAAAUGGAUGGAAGUCUGUCAGCUACUAAUAUGAUUUUAAUUGGCCCUGUAUUCUUUGCAUAGUACUUCAUUUGAAGUUGCGAAAAAUGGAUUAUGAAUGGGAUAGUUGGGCCUUUUGCCCCUGCAAUUUGAACAAUGUAUCAAACUCAUUUUUCAUUAUUCAAACUUCAAAGAGACUGUGAACUGGACAUUUGCUGGUUUUGGCUUUUAGUUUGUGAAACCAAUUAAGUGAUCGUUCCAUUCAAAAUACUGUUGGGAAGGUGUUAAUUCUACCUGGACUCUGCUGCGGGUUUUGUAUUUUGGGUUCCAACAGAAUUUGCGGCAAAAUUAGAGGAAACAGUGUCCUUAUCUUGUGCUUGAAGUCUGCCACCUAAAUUUAUGCUAUUUUGCAUUUCUUCCAACAGAGAGUGGUUGGAAAACUUUGAUAUUAAUGCUAAGUUUGAAAAUAAAACAAAAGACAGAUUGAUUGAAGUUGUUACCUGUCUUUAUCAAAGAGCAUGUCUCUUUGGAGCUUGGAACUUGGACAAUCUUUUUUGGGUUAUUUAAAUGUUUUCUUAAACUAGGGUGGAAAUGUUCAUGGUCAUGCUUCUAUUGAGAUUAAUUAUUUUACUUAGACCAAUAAAUUAAUUUCUUAAUAAGUAAGAGACCAAGUAUCUUGGAGUCUAGAUGCUGCUGAAGGACAAAAACCCCUCAAUCUUCACCUGAAGUCCCAACUUUUACCAAUUUUGUACUGUUUCUAUAACAUCUGAGACCUAAUGGAAGCAUGAAUCUAAUGUGUUAGUAUUAGGGAUAAAAGAGUUGAGAUAUAUGCAGUUGGUUCUCAUAAAAACAAAGAUGGUCUAUUGAUUGAUUCUAAACAGUCUUUCAUGCUAAGGGAUGGUGUGCAGCAAAGAAGGAAUUCGUGGCAAGAUGGAGUCUACGGGACCAAUUGUCCUAUCCCUCCAGGACAGAACUUUACAUACAUUCUUCAAGUCAAGGAUCAGAUUGGUAGUUUCUUCUACUUCCCUUCUCUUGCCUUCCACAAGGCUGCUGGAGGAUAUGGAGGCAUCACAGUAUUAAGCCGUUCCGUGAUUCCUGUUCCCUUCCCACCUCCUGCUGCUGAUUUCACCAUCUUGGUUGGUGAUUGGUUCAAGAAAAAUCACACAGAUCUAAAAGCAAUUUUAGAUGGUGGAAGUGACCUUCCUUUUCCCGAUGGCCUUGUGAUAAAUGGUCGCGGUUCUAAUGGUUUCACAUACACUGUUGAUCAAGGAAAGACGUAUAGGUUCAGAAUAUCAAAUGUUGGGGUGGCGACGUCCAUUAAUUUCAGAUUUCAGGGGCACAAGAUGCUGUUGGUUGAGGUUGAAGGAACCCACACAUUGCAAAAUACAUAUGAUUCCUUUGACCUCCACUUGGGGCAAUCUUGUUCUGUUUUGGUCACGGCUGAUCAACCUGCAUUUGACUACUCCAUCAUAUUUUCCACUCGCUUUACCUCUCAAGUGCUUUCAGCAACAUCAACUCUUCAUUACAGCAAUUCAGCAGGAAGUUUCUCUGGCCCUCUCCCCGGCGGGCCAACUGAGAUUGAAUGGUCACUCAAUCAGGCUCGAUCCAUCAGGCAAAACUUAACUGCAAGUGGACCAAGACCAAAUCCUCAAGGAUCUUACCAUUAUGGAAUGGUGAAUGCAACACGUACAAUUAGAUUGGCAAGCUCUGCUCCCAUCAUCAAUGGCAAGCAGAGGUAUGCAGUCAAUAGUGUGUCAUUUAUCCCAGCUGAUACACCUCUCAAGCUUGCAGACUACUACAACAUCCCUGGGGUGUUCACUCUUGGUAGUAUGCCUGAUAAUCCUACCGGUUCAGGUGGUUACCUCCAGACAGCAGUCAUGGCUGCUAACUUUAGAUCCUAUUUUGAGGUGGUUUUUGAGAACCCAGAAGACACGGUACAAUCUUGGCACGUUGAUGGCCACAUAUUGUUUAUCGUGGGGAUGGAUGGUGGGCAGUGGUCACCAGCUAGCAGAUUAUCUUACAACUUAAGAGAUGGAAUUUCUCGUUGCACUGUUCAGGUUUAUCCAAGGUCAUGGACUGCCCUUUUCAUGCCUUUGGACAAUGUCGGGAUGUGGAACAUUAGAUCCGAGAACUGGGCUCGACAAUACUUAGGUCAACAAUUCUAUCUCCGUGUUUAUUCGCCUGCAAACUCAUGGAGAGACGAGUUACCCAUUCCAAAGAAUGCUCUCCUGUGCGGGCGAGCAGCUGGGCGCCGAACACGGCCUUUCCACAAGUGAACGAUGCUCAUCUGACAAAACAUAGUCACGAAGGGGUGACUGGUUUUGUUGUUUUUAGCUACUACUACUAAAUUGAGAGACAAAAUGCUACUGCUAGAGCUCUGCUUGGGCUAUUCUUAUGUUCUAAUUUGUAUCUAUUGUUCUUGAGGAUCAUAUUCUUGCAUUUUUUUAACAAAUGGAAGCGGGAAAUUGAUAAUGCAGAUUGUUAUUUACAAGAAAAUCUUUAGCACAACUCGUAGAACAACAAACUUUGGUUUUUUUUUUUUGUUGGAUAAUGAGAACAACAAAC